AUGUUGGAAACAGUAGCUCCAGAGAAUGUUUAAUAGGGUUAGACAGGCUCUGGUAGCUCACUCGAAGUUCUACACCGAAGACUUUAUCAUUGCAAGCAUUUGUCUUGAUCGCAUAAGUACAUCAUGUCGGGUUCAUCCAACAUUAUGGCCAUGAAAAAAGUGGUUCAACAGUUGCGUUUUGAAGCCAGUAUUAACAGAGUUAAGGUGUCCCAGGCAGCCGCUGAUUUGCAACAGUUUUGCCUUCAGAAUGCCAACCAUGACGCUCUACUUACCGGGGUGUCAUCAAGCACAAACCCUUUCAGGACACAGAAAGUAUGCUCAUUCUUGUAGCUAACUGGCAGGAGUUCAAGUUUUAAAUUGAGAUUUUCGCAACAGAUCAAUACACUGCAAAGGAGGCAUCUAUGGAUAUAAAAUGGAAACCACCAGCUAAUAGUAGUUUUUAACCAUCAAUGAUAUUAAGGUGCUUUUUAAAAUUACAAACAUUCUGUAAAGUAAUCUAUAGCCGAAUACGUGCCUUCGUCAUUUCGUUUUUUUAUGUGUUUUUUUUAACAAUAAAUUGCUAACAUUUCCGAAA
Osmerus eperlanus (European smelt) is the source of this 574-nucleotide messenger RNA. RefSeq names its product guanine nucleotide-binding protein G(I)/G(S)/G(O) subunit gamma-5. Gene Ontology annotation, biological process: G protein-coupled receptor signaling pathway. The transcript is spliced from 3 exons. Gene Ontology annotation, cellular component: heterotrimeric G-protein complex. Bases 124 to 330 code for a protein of 68 amino acids. The record is from RefSeq and is a predicted model, not a curated record. NCBI's taxonomy places the organism in Eukaryota, Metazoa, Chordata, Actinopteri, Osmeriformes, Osmeridae. Gene Ontology annotation, molecular function: G-protein beta-subunit binding.